AUGGAACACAUAAAGAAUUUUUAUAAUACCAUAUUAAAGUCUGCACAUCCAAUAACUACCGUAUUACACUUGUUAUUCAAGGUAUUACCGUUGUUUUUUUAUUUUGUAGGCGGGUUCUUAUUUCAUCAAUCCUUUACCACACAGUUUAUAACAGUCGUACUAUUAUUAAGUCUAGAUUUCUAUUAUACUAAAAAUAUAAGCGGAAGAAAGUUGGUUCAAUUAAGAUGGUGGUAUGAUGAUACAAAGUCUCCACCAUUUAAUAUAGAAAGUUAUAAACAAUACCCAGAAACUACAGCAACCACAGUAAUCAAUCCUAUUGAUGAUAAAUUAUUUUGGCUGGGUUUAUAUGCUUCUUUUGGUACGUGGUGUGUUUUAAGUUUUAUUUGUUUUUUAAAAUUCGAAAUAUUUUAUUUGGUAUUAGUUGUAAUUGGUAUUGUGUUGAAUUUUUGGAAUUGUUAUGGAUUUAGAACUUGUUGGAAAUUUAAUCCAAAUUCCACAAACGCUUCUGGUGUGUUUGAUGGCAUUGUGAAUUUGUCCAACACCGUCACAAACAUUUUCAGUAGAUUUGGUGCUGCUGGAAAUGGUAUUAGUACUUCAGCCUUUACCACCUUGUUUCAAAGACAAUAA
Molecule: messenger RNA, 627 nt
Organism: Saccharomycodes ludwigii
Lineage: Eukaryota; Fungi; Ascomycota; Saccharomycetes; Saccharomycodales; Saccharomycodaceae
Gene: TVP23
Product: Tvp23p
Exons: 1
Coding region: 1-627 (208 amino acids)
Biological process (GO): vesicle-mediated transport; protein secretion
Cellular component (GO): Golgi membrane
Source: RefSeq, a predicted model, not a curated record